GAUGUGAGGAGGAAGCACAUUCGCCUGCACAUGGAGGGCACGCUGACCGCCCGGGACAAGGUCGGCGUGCAGGAUUUUGUGCUGUUGGAUGCCCACACCAGCGAAUCUGCUUUUCUGGACAAUCUUCGCAAGCGUUUCAGCAAGAACCUCAUCUAUACAUAUAUUGGGACCCUCCUUGUGUCUGUGAAUCCAUAUCAGGAGCUUGGAAUCUACACUGUGAGCCAGAUGGAACUUUAUCAAGGGGUCAAUUUCUUUGAACUGCCACCACAUAUCUACGCCAUUGCUGACAACGCUUACCGCAUGAUGUGCUCUGAGCUAAACAACCAUCUCAUCCUCAUUUCUGGAGAGAGCGGGGCAGGGAAAACGGAGGCCUCCAAGAAGAUUCUCCAGUAUUUUGCAAUGACCUGCCCAAUGACCAAGUCACUACAGAUAGCCCGUGACAGACUGCUGCUCUCCAAUCCAGUGCUGGAGGCUUUUGGAAAUGCCAAAACACUCCGGAAUGACAACUCCAGCAGAUUUGGAAAAUACAUGGACAUACAGUUUGACUUUAAGGGCAUUCCUGUAGGUGGGCAUAUCAUCAGUUAUCUGAUAGAAAAGUCGAGAGUCGUCUAUCAGAACCAGGGCGAGAGGAAUUUCCACAUCUUCUACCAGCUGCUAGAGGGGGGUGAAGAGGAGCUCCUUGCUUACCUGGGUCUUGAACGAGACCCUCAGCUGUAUAAAUACCUCUCACAGGGUCAUUGUGCCGAAGAGUCAUCUAUUAACGACAAGAAUGACUGGAAAACUGUUUCCAAUGCCUUUUCUGUCAUCGAUUUUACUGAAGAUGACCUCGAGAAUCUCUUUGGAAUUAUUGCCAGUGUCCUACACCUGGGGAACAUUUGUUUUGAAGAGAACCACCACGGCUGUGCCGCCAUACCACACACCCAUGAGAUCAAAUGGAUCGCCAAGCUUCUGGGGGUCCACUCAUCGAUCCUUCUGGAAGCUCUCACCCAUAGAAAGAUCGAAGCCAAAACUGAGGAGGUGAUAUGCCCCUUGACACUAGAACUCUCUGUCUACGCUAGAGAUGCAAUGGCCAAGGCUGUUUACGGACGGACAUUUACUUGGCUGGUCAACAAAAUCAAUUCCUCCUUAGCGAACAAGGAUUUCACCAAGAAAACUGUGAUCGGAUUGCUGGAUAUCUAUGGCUUCGAAGUCUUCGACAAGAAUGGUUUUGAACAGUUCUGUAUAAACUACUGCAAUGAGAAACUCCAGCAACUGUUAAUUGAGAGAACCCUAAAAGCGGAACAGGCAGAAUAUGAAAUGGAAGGUAUAGAGUGGGAGCCGAUUCAGUAUUUCAACAACAAGAUCAUCUGUGAUUUGGUAGAAGAGAGACACAAAGGGAUCAUUUCCAUUCUGAAUGAAGAGUGCAUUCGUCCGGGCCCUGCUACAGACUUGAGUUUCCUGGAGAAAUUGGAAGAGAAAGUGGGCAAGCACGCGCACUUCCAGACCCGGAAGCUGGCAGGUCCAAAGGGCCGAAAGAGGAUUGGCUGGAUGGAGUUCCUACUCCUCCACUACGCAGGAGAGGUCACGUACUGCACCAAAGGAUUCUUGGAAAAAAACAAUGAUCUCCUCUACAGACAUCUGAAAGAGGUGCUGUGCAGGUCCAAAAACAGCAUCCUGAAGGAAUGCUUCCUUGUGGCCGAGUUAGAAAACUGGAGGAGGCCACCAACGGUGGGGACUCAAUUUAAAAACAGCCUGAGCAGCCUUCUGGAAAUUCUCAUCUCCAAGGAACCUUCAUACAUCCGUUGCAUCAAGCCCAAUGAGAGGAAAGAACCCAGCAAGUUCGACGACUUCCUCAUAAGACACCAGGUCAAGUACCUGGGGCUGAUGGAGCACCUGCGGGUGAGACGGGCUGGCUUUGCAUACCGGCGGAAGUACGAGCAUUUCCUGCAGAGGUACAAGUCUUUGUGCCCAGACACCUGGCCACACUGGCAGGGGCCUCCAGAAGAGGGCGUCGAGCGGCUGAUCAAGUACAUCGGCUACAAACCCGAGGAGUACAAGUUAGGGAGAACUAAAAUAUUCAUUCGUUUCCCCAGAACUCUGUUUGCUACUGAAGAUGCCUUUGAAUUUAGUAAACAUCAAUUAGUUGCGAGAAUCCAAGCCAUAUACAAAGGCUGCCUAGAAAGGAGAGCAUUCGUGAAAAGAAAGCAAGCAGCCAUCAAACUUGAAGCCUACUGGCGGGGAGCCCUGGCUCGGAAGGAGGCCAAAAGGAGAAAGUGGGCUGUGCAGAUUAUCAGAAAGUUCAUAGGGGGAUUCAUCCAUCGCAACGAGCCCGUUUGUGCUGACAACAAGGAGUUUAUUGUGUUCGUGCGAAAGAAUUACAUCUUGAAUCUUCGGUAUCACGUCCCAAAGAACGUCUUGGACAAGAGCUGGCUGACGCCUCCCGGCAUCUUGGAAAAUGCAUCGGAUCUGCUCAGGAAAAUGUGCACGAGGAACCUGGUCCGGAAGUACUGCCGCGGGAUCACAGCCGAGAGGAGGGCACUGAUGCAGCAAAAGGUGGUCACAAGUGAAAUAUUCAGGGGAAAGAAAGAAGGCUAUGCAGAAAGUUUAAAUCAACCCUUUGCCAACAGUCGGAUAGAUGAAGGAGACAUUAAUCCCAAGGUGCUUCAACUCCUCAGCAAUGAGAAAAUCCAGUAUGGUAUCCCGGUCAUUAAAUACGACAGGAAAGGGUUCAAGGCGCGGCAGCGGCAACUCCUUCUUACUCAGAAAGCAGCUUACGUGGUAGAACAUGCCAAAAUCAAGCAGAAAAUUGAGUACUCAACACUCAAAGGUGUCUCUACUAGCAAUCUGAGCGACAGAAUCUUAGUCAUGCAUGUUUCGCCAGAGGACAACAAGCAAAAGGGGGAUGCCAUCUUACAGUGUGAACACGUAUUUGAAGCGGUUACUAAACUCGCCAUGCUGGUUAAGGAGGACGUUGUAAAUGUUGUUCAAGGAAGUUUACAGUUUUAUAUUAGUCCUGGAAAAGAAGGCACAAUAGUUUUCAACACUGGAGCAGAACAAAAAAUCUAUAAAGACAAAAAUGGACAGCUAACAGUGGUGUCGGUCCGCAAGAAGUCCUGA
Molecule: messenger RNA, 3096 nt
Organism: Diceros bicornis minor
Lineage: Eukaryota; Metazoa; Chordata; Mammalia; Perissodactyla; Rhinocerotidae
Gene: MYO1H
Product: myosin IH
Exons: 31
Coding region: 31-3096 (1021 amino acids)
Biological process (GO): actin filament organization; vesicle transport along actin filament
Cellular component (GO): vesicle; plasma membrane; microvillus
Molecular function (GO): actin filament binding; ATP binding; microfilament motor activity
Source: RefSeq, a predicted model, not a curated record